AUGGAUUUUCAAACUGCUAUUACUAUGCUAGUUCAAGUAGUGUCCAACCAAGGGGUUGCGGGUCCUCCUAAUGUUCCCACUCCGGCUUCUAUGGUGAGGGACUUUGAAAAGAUGAACCCUCCGGAGUUCUAUAGUUUAAAAGUUGAUGAAGAUCCCCAAGAGUUUAUCGAUGAGUAUGCUCCUUCAUUAGUUGCUGAUCCACGUGACCAAAUGAGUCAAUUUAUAUCAGGGGUAUCCAACUUGGUUGCUAAGAAAUUCCAUACCACCAUGCUUAUCAAGAAAAUGGAAAUAUCUCGGCACAUGACUUUCAUUGAGAAAAUUGAGGGAGAAAAACUCAAGGAGAUGAGAAUGAGUGAUUCUAAGAGAGCCCGAUAUAAAUGUGGGUUCUUAAAAGCUAGGUACGAUGGUGGUAGUGGCCUUUCUCAACAAGGCCAAGGUUCUAGAAAGAAGUUCAUUAAUGAUAAGGUGCCAUACCCUAAGGCUCAAACAGGAGAUGUGAAUGCUAGUAGCCCUUCCUUUCCCAAGUGUGCAAAAUGCAGGAAGAAUCAUGGAAGGAGAUGUUUGAUGGAAACUAGUGCUUGCUUUGGAUGA
Messenger RNA from Solanum dulcamara, 591 nucleotides. RefSeq lists its product as uncharacterized. The record is from RefSeq and is a predicted model, not a curated record. The coding region runs from base 1 to 591 and encodes 196 amino acids. The transcript has 2 exons. Lineage: Eukaryota; Viridiplantae; Streptophyta; Magnoliopsida; Solanales; Solanaceae.